Molecule: messenger RNA, 7514 nt
Organism: Tigriopus californicus
Lineage: Eukaryota; Metazoa; Arthropoda; Copepoda; Harpacticoida; Harpacticidae
Product: cell adhesion molecule Dscam2-like
Exons: 38
Coding region: 16-7365 (2449 amino acids)
Biological process (GO): cell-cell adhesion
Molecular function (GO): protein binding
Source: RefSeq, a predicted model, not a curated record
GUCGUUGUGAUCCCAAUGGGUGUCAACGCGGUACCCAAACUUCACUUCAUUGAAGAGCCCAGUCAAGACGUCCGAUUUUCCAAAUCCACAGGGAUUUCCAUUCGAUGUGUGGCUGUGGGCGAUCCUGAUCCGACCUUGGAAUGGCGUGUUCUACCCUCUGGUUCCGCUUUGACUUCGGCUCAAUUAGCCAGUGCGUUAUUGUCUCUUUCCGAAGACAACACAACUUUGACGUUCCACCCAUUUUCCGCGGAACGCUACUCAUCCCAAAUCCACGCUCAACGCUUUCAAUGCGCUGCCACAAGUUCUAAUGUUGGAACCAUUGUUAGUGCACCCGUCAACGUCCGUGCGGUUGUGGAUCAGGAUUAUGAAUUGCAAGUCUAUCCGUCGUAUGCCUACUUAGGAAAUACAGCCGUGGUGAAAUGUCUCAUGCCUCCGUAUGUGAAGGAAUUUCUGGAAGUUUCCACUUGGAUGUGGGGAUCUGAAUUAAUCACAUCUGACAUUGAACAAGGCGGAAGAUUCUCAGUUUUCCCCGAUGGCGAGCUCCACAUUCGCAAUGUGACAACCCGAGACGGAAGUGAAUCAUUCCGAUGCCUGGCCAAACAUAAACUCACGGGAGUGAAGACUGCGAGCUCUAUCGCAGGAAGACUCACCGUUCAAAACAUCCUGGAGGCUGGAACAAUUCCCGUCAGGAUCCCAAGCACUCGUUCCCACAUUAGAGCCAAAGUGGGAACCACCGCGGAACUCCCUUGUGUCGGGAUUGGUCUGCCAGUUCCAAAAUACACCUGGUUUCGGAAUGGCCAUCAAAUCUUUCCUGACCCCCAACGAGGCAUGAAAAUGUUCUCAGGCUCGCUUUUGCUCUCCAACGUAAGCGAGGAAGAUCACGGAGCUUGGACUUGUCGAGUGGAGAACCCCUUGGGAUCCGAGGAGACCACGAUUACCCUUCACGUUUACAGUGAUGUGAGAGUCCUAAUCCAGCCCGAACGACAACGAGUUGAUGUAGGUAUCGAGGCAAGAUUACUUUGUGCUGUGGAAGGAUUUCCAUUAAGCUCCAUCACGUGGCUGAGAAAUGGCCUCCCAUUGCCACCUCGGCGUAUGGACUCUUCAAGCAAUGCCAUCCGAACUCCUAUCCAAAUCUCUGGAGACAAAAAGGCUCUCUUAAUUAAGUCCGUGGCACGAAAAGACCGGGGGAUGUACCAAUGUUUUGUGGGGGCCAAUCCACUUGGCACGCCCUAUGAAGAAAGAGGGUUAGCUGGAGAUUGGGAGAUUUUCGCACAUGCCUCUGCCCUACUCGAACUUGGAGAUUCCAUUCCGGUAGUCCUUCCCACGUUCCAUGAGAGAGUGAUCGAACCAGGACGGCCACUCACUCUCGAAUGUUCCGCCACUGGCACACCCAGACCCAAUAUUCGCUGGCUUUUGGAUGGAACACCACUCACGUUCGAUACAAGCGCUUCGUUCUCGCUGACAUUAACAAAUGAAACCAGUUCCCGGGCUCGCCUGUCUCUGCGCAUCUCGAGAAUGAGAUUGGACCAAGGGGGCUUCUACAAGUGCGAGGCUUCAAAUUACCUGGGCCAUGCCACGAGGGCUAAGAGGGUGGAUGUCUAUGGGCCACCCUAUGUGCGACCCAUGGAAGAGAGAAGUGUGGUGGCUGAGGCAGAUGCGUGGUUCCAUUGUCCUUACAGCGGUUAUCCCAUCCAACGAAUUUCUUGGAGCAAAGAUGGUGAACCUCUUCCCACUAAUGAGCGUCAGGCAUUAUUUGCUAAUGGAUCACUCCGCAUUAAUCACGUGGUCCGCAAUGAUGCUGGUCACUACGUUUGCGAGGCAUUCAACUCCAAAGGCGAGAGAGCGAAAUCAAAACUCGAGGUCAAAGUCAUGGUCGCACCAAGGAUCGAACCGUUUCAAUUCAAAUCUGGCUUGCAAGAGAGAGGCCGCACGAGGGUAGUUUGUACAACUAGUUUGGGCGAUCUGCCAAUUUCAUUUGCGUGGUACUUCAAUGAUGAGCCCUUGACUCAAAGCAACGAUGAGGGAAUUUCCAUCAACACGUUCGACGAUUUCACCAGUUCACUCUCAUUUCCCAAUUUGAGGACCACCCAUUCCGGAAACUACACUUGCGUGGCCAAGAAUGCUGCUGCAAAAGCUUAUCACUCUGCAACCCUAAUGGUGAACAUCCCUCCCAAGUGGAUGGCGUUCCCUCUGGACCAAAAUGUCAUGUUGGGCAGCCCAGUGAGUUUGGAUUGUAAAGUUACCGGGAUUCCACCGCCCAGUAUAACGUGGAGCAAAUCCAUAGAGGACAGCCAAACCACCGGGGAUGGUUCCAGGGCAAAGUUUCAAGACAUCUACACCAUCAUGAGUAACUUUCGCGUUCAUCCCAAUGGAACCCUGAUGUUGAGUGAUGCCACAGCGGAAAAUGAGGGCAAAUACCUUUGCAAAGCAGACAAUGGCGUGGGAGAGCCUGUGAGCAAGUUGGCUGAGCUCACCAUCAAUGUUCCAGCCACGUUUGCUGUCACUCUGGAAAACCAAAGCAUUACAGUGGGUACUAAAAGCGCUGCCAUUGAGUGUCCAGUUAGCGGAGACAAUCCGAUUACGGUGGAAUGGACCAGAAAUGGGAUGCCAAUUCUUCUUAGCGAUCCUCGGAUGAAGAUUAAGGAAGAGCCACUCAGUAACGGCUUACUAUCCAAGCUGGUACUACCCAAAGUAAGACGGGAGGAUACGGCCUCCUUUGUUUGCUCGGCUUCUAAUGCAUUUGGAAGCAGUCAAAGGAUCGUUCAUCUCAUUGUCCAGGAACCCCCUGAGGUGCCUAUUGGGCUUUCUGUUGUCAGCUUCUCGUCGAGAACUGUCAAUCUCACGUGGAUUCCUCCUUAUGACGGUAGGAGUCCCAUCACCGCCUAUCUAGUCGAAUACAAGAAGGCCUUCCGGCCCUGGAAUGAGGCGGAGAGCCACACCUGUUCAGGGUUAUCCGAUUGGACAGAACUCCAUACGCUAAAACCAGCCUCGUUGUAUCAUCUUCGCCUGAUUGGUAUCAAUGCAAUUGGCCGAUCCAAUCCGACGCCUCCAAUUGUGAUAUCAACCAAGGAAGAAGCUCCCGAAGGCCCUCCAAAUAAUGUGGCUGGACAGGCAAAUGGUUCCCAAGCUCUCUUUGUUACCUGGGAGCCUCCCGACACGAACCUUCAGCAUGGCGAAAUAUUAGGCUAUUACCUCGGCUACAAGGUCACAAAUUCCAGCGAUCCUUACCGCUACCAAACGUUGGAAAUUACCAAAUUUGAAGACUUUGGUAUUGAACAUCAUAAAGCUCGGAAACUGGAGCUCCACAUCACCCACUUGAAAAAGUACACUCAAUACAGCAUUGUGGUCCAGGCCUACAAUCGCAUGGGUGCAGGGCCCAAACACCACGAGAUCAUACUGAGCACUGACGAGGAUGUGCCCAGCUCACCCCCGCGAAGUGUCCAAUGCACCGCCUUAUCCUCCACCAGUUUGCUCAUCAUGUGGUCUCCGCCACCGGUUAAGGACAUGAACGGCAAGCUCCAAGAGUACCGAGUGGCCUACAGACCCCUUCGGGAAUGGGAAGCAAGAAAUACUCAUUUCCGUCCGUGCGUAUGUAAACGUGCUGGUGUCAUCUAUCUUUUACGCUUGAGAAUCCUGGUGAAGCGAAUCCAGAUAAUUGCAAUGUUACUAUGUUCCCUAUUCGUUCAUUCUGAAGCCUCGGGAAAGGUCCACAAACGAGUCAAGAAGUGUCUACCUCUUCCAACAACCAUUCGUGGGGCAUCAUCCCAGAGGUGGUGUACUCUGUGCAUUUGCUCUCGGUUGAUCGAUAAUCAAGUCAUUACAUUACCCUCAGGAGAGCAAGUGGAGAUUCAUGAGCAAAGCACCAUGCAGCAACAAAUCACGUUGUACGGCUUGGAGAAAUAUCAGAACUACUCGGUCCAAGUAGUGGCCUCAACACACGUUGGUCAAGGCCUCAAAAGCCGGUCAAUUUAUUGCCGCACCAAAGAAGAUGUUCCCAGCUCCCCAGCCAACAUCAAAGCCAUAGCCAGUGAUCAAAACACGGUUUUAAUCUCUUGGAUUCCUCCCGAGUAUCCUAAUGGUGACCUGACACACUACUCGGUCUUCAUGAAGACCAUGGAGAGUGGGCGCCAGUUCACCCAACACUUCGAGGUGUACCCGCCAAACACGAUGUUCUCUGUGCGAGGGCUUAAUCAGAAUCAGCCGUACAGCUUCUGGGUGACAGCCAGUACCUUACCCGGAGAAGGGCCGGAGUCCGAGAUCGUGGCUGAGACGCCUCAAACCCCGCUGCCCGCAUCUAUUGCAAGCUUCUCGCAAAAAGUUACCCACGCCCUCAAGGAAGAGGUGCGAUUGUUCUGCACCUCAGUGGGCCAACCUAAGCCUAUUAACUCUUGGAGUUUUAACGAGCGGGAGUUGCUGCCAAAUCCAAGGAUCCGCCUCGAGUCUUCCAACACAGUGUUGCGGAUUUUGGCCGUCCAAAUGAAUGACGUGGGCAAUUAUUCGUGUUCGGCCCAGAAUCACUUCGGCCAAGACCAGAUCACCUACCAACUCGUUGUCAAGUUGAGCCGAAAUAAUGGUGUUCCCCCCGCGCCGCCCAAACUCAACGUCCUUGAUACGUCGAGUAAUUCCAUCAUUUUGGGUUGGAUGCCGUCUGCAGAUGGAGGAUCCCCAUUAUUGGCCUAUAACUUGCAUUACCAUUGCGAGUUUGGAGACUGGGACCGCGUCGAAGUUCAUCCGGACACGCUCAACUAUACCUUCCGCAGUCUCAAAUGUGGCGCCAAUUAUCAGUUCUACAUUCAGGCUGUGAACGAUUUUGGAGUUGGGGAACGCACGGAGACGAUCUCGGCUUACACCUUAGGCGAGGCACCCAUUCCUCCGCGCACCAAAUCUUUAAUUGCGGCCAACUCUACUUACAUUGCACUCAACCUGAGCUCAUGGCUCAAUGGUGGUUGCCCAAUAUCCAGUUUUGUGGUCGAGUAUCGAAAGCAAAUCGAUGUUCUACUCUACCGAGGGAAAACGGAGUGGCAUUUGGUGAAUAAUAACGUGCGUUCAGAUAUCAAGGAGUUCUUGAUCUUGGAUCUCAGUCCCGAGACCAAGUAUGAGUUAAAGAUCACAGCUCACAACGCUGCUGGUUCCACGGUGGAAGAAUACGACUUCACCACAUUGACCUUUUCAGGAGCCACGGUUGCUCCUGAAUUGGUCAUCCAUUCCGAAUACAGUGGAUUGUUCUUCACCAACCCAGCCGUGAUCAUCCCCUUGUUUUUGACCAUUGUCAUCGUGGCGGUUGUGAUGACUUUGCUCAUCCAUCAUUUCAGAAAAAAUAUCAUGAGCGAAGCCCCCGGUAUGAAAUGCCAUCAACGCUCUCAACUUCUGGGUGACGAUGGAUCUCACCAAUGCAUGCCUUCGUUGCCCCAUCCUCAAAAUGAAGGAGGAGGAGGAGGUGGUGGUGGUGGUCCCGGUGGCUCAGCAGUGGAGGGAGCUUAUAAUGCCAUUAGCUAUUCUAAUUAUCCUGCAACGUCCACAUUCGGUACAACAACCGUGAAUGGGAAUGGAAGGACUGGCCGACGAGCACGUGGGUCCAUGCACUCCAAAUCGCCACCUCAGCCAAUGGCUGAUGAGUCUUAUCAGGCUCAAAUGAUCAUGAAUACCCUUCGACGACAGCAACUCUAUCAUCAACAGUUUGAGUCUCGUUCCAAUGAUCUCUCGAAUGACCCAUAUCAACGUCCUCCAAACAAUAACACUUUGACCCGAUUGAAUAACCUUCAACACGUUGAAAGGCACCCAUUGCCAUCCCAGGACCUGCAUUCCGCUAGCCGGGCUGGAUUCCAUCGAUCCAGCGCAAUUUCCCCUAGUUUCUCCGAUAUGGAGGCUACCCACAACGGCGAGCCACCCGCUCAAGACCAUGAUCCGGCUCUGAUGGACGCCAAUAUCACCCAGUUUUGCUCUAUCAUCGGCUGUGAACCGACUCAAGCCAAAGCAUUUCUCGAGCUGAGCGGAGGAUCGUUGGCCAUGGCCAUCAAUAUGCACAUGGAGGGCGUUCAAGUCCCGGAAGGGCCGGCCCUCUCAGGGAACGCGUCCCCAAAUGGAACCGAGGCUGCAGGACCCUCACAGCCCUGGCUCGAUGACGAUGGCGUGCGAGCUCCCAUACCCCAGAAAAGGGAGACCUUGGUCGAAGCCGGAUAUGAAGGAUAUCGUAUCAACAAGGGCGCGGCCGGCGCCGGUGGAUCCCGCCAAAGCCGAGUUCGAACGGUCUUUGAUGGAUUUCGAAAUUUCAAUUCCGAAGCCAAAAGUUAUGGCUCUCAAGAUGGUCCGUUACCCGCUGGUCGAGGCAAAAAGCCUACGCUAGAGGAACUGUUCAAACCACCCUUGGAUAUCAUGUACAAAGGGGAUUGGCCUUCGGCCCGCGAAAGUGCGGCGCAAACCCAGAAAUGGCUCUUGGUCAACAUCCAAGACCCGGGCGAGUUCCAAUGCCAAAUGCUCAACCGGGAUGUGUGGUCUAGCAUAGCCGUCAAGACCAUUGUUCGUGAGCACUUUGUCUUUUGGCAGCAGUACAAGGAGUCUGAAGAUGCCCAACGUUACAUGGCCUACUAUCCUAUUCACGUGUGGCCGCAUGUGGCAGUGCUGGAUCCCCGCACGGGCGAGUCCCUCGUCACGUGGAAUAAGAUUUUAGACGCCUCGUGCUUUUGUGAUCUCGUUGCCGCCUUCCUUCAUUUACACCCAUCUUUAGAACAAUCCAACGGCUCCCACCCAGGAGGUGAACCGUCCAAGAAGAAGCUCAAAAAGAAUAGUAGUAUUAUAGACGCUGACGAAGACUCUCAGUUGGCUGCGGCCAUUCAGGCCUCCUUAUCCCAAAACACGGGUCUCCAACUUUCCUCCGAAGUCCUGUCUGACGAUUCUGAUGUUGAUGUUUUGAGUGAUAAUGACACGGACGAUGAGUUGGACCCUGUCACUCCCAUCGUCAAGGUUUCGGCUUUGACUGAAGACCCAAAUUCAAAUACCAAUGGCGGACUUAUGACCGAUGUGGAAAACAAUACCAUUGAUAAUUCGAAGCAAACCCAUCAACUUGAUGAUGAUGAUGACGAAAAAGAAGAUCGACAUUGGACUGAUUAUUUGGGAUCUGCAGAAGACGAAAAAAGUCAUCUUCUGAUACGGUUUCCCGAUGGGAAAAGGGAAAAAAAGGACUUGCCAUGUUCAAGUCCAUUCAUUGCCAUUAUUAAAUACAUUGUUGGCGAGGGCUAUACUCUCGAUUCUCAUGAAAUCGUCACCAACUUUCCUCGGCGAGUACUCACCGACUUAGAGGAUUCAAAGUCGUUAAAGGACCUCGGAUUAUUUCCAAAAGAAACGAUAUUUAUUCAGCAGAAAUCAUAACUGCUACCCACAAAAGACUGCUACCACUGUCUCAUACUCAUGUGAAGAAGUUUGGAGAGGAACCACCCCCCACCAAACGGAAGAGGAUGCAACAAGGCGAAUAAGACUACAAUUUCCAUGAAUAAAUUGAUCACUGCCAAAGAACUGGA